This is a messenger RNA of Suillus bovinus, 1786 nucleotides long. RefSeq names its product phosphatidylinositol-glycan biosynthesis class S protein-domain-containing protein. The record is from RefSeq and is a predicted model, not a curated record. Gene Ontology annotation, cellular component: GPI-anchor transamidase complex. Bases 23 to 1588 code for a protein of 521 amino acids. The transcript has 6 exons. Gene Ontology annotation, biological process: attachment of GPI anchor to protein. Lineage: Eukaryota; Fungi; Basidiomycota; Agaricomycetes; Boletales; Suillaceae.
GUGAAGGCUGGACUCUACUAGGAUGAACUCUGUUGCGUUUGCAAGCACUAGCUCUGGCUUCAAAGAUCCUCAAACACUUAGCUUCGAAAAAGACUGGAUCCGUAGAGCAGUCCUGGCCUCGUAUUGGAUCGUCAUUAUUCUGGCUUUCCCAUUCUGGUGGCAUUUGACGAGUAUAGAGAGACUUGCACUUCCAACCAGUCAAGUACGAUCACAACUUCAGAGCAAUGUUGUCUUUCCUGUCGCUGUUUACCUUGAUGAGUCCAUCAGCCAACAAAAUCCCAGCCUAAAAUCCCAACUCCAAACAUUACUUCAUGAUUCUGCGAUAAAUGAACCUGGUCGGUGGAGGGGCGUUGACACACACCUACAGGACAAAAAUAAUGAAGCAGCAUCUAGCCUAUAUACAGUUGCUCUUGGUGAACAGACUUCAAUUGCGCAUUCAAGGCACUUGCAGGUGAACAAGACCGAUGCGCAAUCAGGCACGAGAUUAAGCUCAAUAUUGUCCGACCUCAUUGCUCCCCCGGAGUCGGGCACUUCGCAUUCGCAGCGUGUCGUUCAAUACUCGGAUCACUAUCGUCUCUCUUUUACGCUGCUAAACGAAGACGCAACCCCCAAUCGAUUUGUUGAGACAUGGGAUGUGCAAGCUGCGCUCGCGGAAUUCAUAUUUCCGCUGAUGUCUCGACUCUCUAUUUUGCAUAAUUUUACAGUCGAAAGUCAAGUACAGUAUCAUGCUCCAUUAGCAUUUGAGCCGAGACGCCUAAUACUUGAUGACACCGAAGCAUCAGGGCUAACUCAGGAAGACUUGACGGUGUUUAUCAACUCUGCAGAAUGGACACUUGCAUCCAGCGUCUCGAAUGAUCCUGUUCUACACUUCGUUAUAUUCGUUCCUUCUGAGAACCAUUCACCUAUGAACAUCAUUGACAGUGAAGGUCGUCCAAUAAAUCAGAGCUCCUUCCUUUUGCCCCAAUGGGGCAGCAUAUUCAUCCUCAACAAUGAACUCAAUUCUUCGUCGUUCCAUCUUUCAUAUAACGAUCUAAAACCAGUUUUCCGUAAUUUUGCAACCCAGCUCGCUGCUCUUUUAGGCGUGCCACCCGUUCCCCUCGGUUUGAGCAUGGAAGGAAGCUUUCUAUCUGACUGGCAAUUAGAUGCUCUGCUCCGGCGCCGUGCAUUGCAGAAUGUGCAAGGCAGCCAGGACACAUUGCACAGCAUUGUGAAGCUCGUGGAUCAGAUCAAUAACAUGCCUGUUGGGCAAGUGGUACGAAAUGAUGUCCUAGAUGCCCUUGCAUCGCUCCAUGAGGUGUGUUCUGCAUCUGAUGUGAUAUUAAUGAAUACUGUGCUCAAGCAAUGCAGGCCUAUCGCACUGCCAGGGACAUCGCCGGCCCUUGCUCUGCGAUGGUCCAGUAAGGCGUUAUCUUUGGCGUCACGCGCUUUCUUUAAUCCUGGGAUGCUGGCAUUGCUGUAUUUUCCUGCCGAGCACAAGUAUGCGGUGUAUACGCCACUAUUCGCAUCUAUAUCUGUUCCUCUUGUGGUGGCCUUAAUUCGGGAAUUUAUGGCGUGGAGACGGGGCCCACGGGAUGACGGAAGGCGGUAGGAUUGAUGAUUACGCCUUUUGAUUGAUAGCCUGUUUGUAUGCAAGGCUUGUGUACGGUAGAAAAUACAUGCAGGAUUUAUGCGAGAUAAUCCUAUUCCAGUGUAUUUUAGCUGUCCGUAGUAUAGUGUAUGGUUAUACAGCAUGGGAAGCAUUAAGACCAGCUAAAGGUUAAUUAUACCGUUACUCAGUACUCAGUGC